UGAGGCGGAAGUGCUUAGGUCGUGGGGAAGCUGGUGGUGUUGUUUGGAUGCGGUCACGGGGGGCGUCGUGUUUUUGUUUUUAGGAUUUUUUUAACCGGUGGGGGAUUUGAAACCAGGCCGGUAACGGGAGGAUUACCGAUGAGGGGCGAAGAGUCGUCGGAUUCUGAGUCCGGGAGGAUGGAGGAGAGCUCGGUCCGGAGGAGUUUAGAGACUCUGUGUCAGGAACUGAACAUGGACGAGCAGACUGCGGCUGAAGCCAUGGAGAACUUCACGGCCAUAUGGAACACGUACACACUGGAGGGCGAGGUGGUGCACUGGUUGGCCUGUUCUCUUUAUGCAGCCUGCAGAAAAGGAUCCACUCCCACAGUGGGUAAAGGUUUAAUGGAAGGAAACUGUGUCUCCCUCACCAGGAUCCUCCGCACCGCCAAACUCAGUCUGAUCCAGUUCUUCUCGAAGAUGAGGAAGUGGGCCGACAUGUCGAACCUCUCUCAGGACUUCAGGCUGCGGAUGGAGCAUCUGGAGAGAAACUUUGAGGUGUCCACCGUCAUUUUCCGAAAGUUUGAGCCCAUCUUCAUGGACAUGUUCCAGAACCCGCAGGGAGGCGAACCGCCACGGCAACCACGCAGCAGGAAGCACAGGCGUCUGCCGUGUCACAUCAGUGAUGUGUUCAAGUUCUGCUGGACUCUGUUCGUCUACACCAAAGGUAACUUCCGUAUGAUCGGAGACGACCUGGUGAACUCGUAUCACCUGCUGCUCUGCUGCCUUGACCUCGUGUUUGGAAACGCUCUGCUGUGUGCCAACAGGAAAGACCUGAUCAACCCCACCUUCAGAGGUCUCCCUCCUCUGUACCGCGCUGACGGCCAUGUUCCAGCUGACGAGCUUCCUCCGUGUGUGUUGGAGCGUCUGUGUGAGCUUCAUGACGGGCUGGUGGUCGAGGCCAAAGGCAUCAAACAGCACUACUUCAAACCGUACAUCCAGAAACUGUUCAACAGACAGAUUCUGAAAGGAAACGAGGACAGUUUGACCGAACUGUUGGACCCUCAGAACUUUAUCGACAACAAUAAAGCCAUAAACAAGGAGUACGAGGAGUACGUGCUGACGGUGGGAGAUUUUGACGAGCGGGUGUUUCUAGGAGCGGACGCAGACGAGGAAAUUGGGACUCCGAGGAAAAUCGUUCAGGAGCCUUCAGCCAGCCGGACAAACACACACAACACACUUCAGCAACACAUGGAGAAGUCUGGCUCUCUCGCCCCCUCCACCCCUCUGACGGGGCGGGUCUACCUGAAGGAGAAAGACCUCCUCGUCACGCCGGUCUCCUCGGCGACACAGAGCGUCAGUCGUCUGCAGAGCAUUGUGGCCGGGCUGAGGACGGCGCCCAGCGAACACAUGAUGCAGAUCUUCAAGUCCUGCUCCAGAGAUCCCACAGAGUCCAUCGUGAGCAGAGUGAAGACACUCGGACAAACUUUCAAAGAACAUUACACCAACGACUCAGAGGACAUGCCCGGCUCUCAUAUAGACUUCGCAGAGAACCGCCUGAAGCUGGCCGAGAUCCUGUACUACAAGAUUCUGGAGAACGUGAUGGUGCAGGAGACCAAACGGCUGCACGGCAAAGACAUGAGUGUGUUGUUGGAGCAGGAUAUCUUCCACUGCUCUCUGAUGGCAUGUUGUCUGGAGGUGGUGUUGUUCUCCUACAGCUCACAGAGAACUUUCCCCUGGAUCAUCAACAUCUUCAAACUCACACCCUUCUACUUCUUCAAGGUGAUCGAGGUGUUUAUCCGCUCCGAGGAGGGUCUGUCCAGAGAUAUGGUCAAACACCUGAAUUCCAUCGAGGAGCAGGUGCUGGAGAGCCGAGCGUGGAGCGCCGACUCCGCCCUGUGGAGCGCCUUACAGGCUGCAGGAAACAAGGUCCCCACAGUGGAGGAGGUGAAUUUCUCCUCCAGUCUGGACUCUGGUUCUGGUCCCGGCUCUGGUUCCAAUUCUUUGGGAGGAGGUCAGUCUCACCUGCCUCUGGUCGCCCUCUCCCCCAUCAUCCACCCUCGAAUCAGGGAGUUCAGAUCAGGCCUGGGCAGCGCUCGUAAAGACGUUCCUCCCUCUCCGCUCUCGGUACACGACAGGUACAGCUCUCCGGCAGCAGGCAGCGCUAAACGCCGUCUGUUCGGUGACGACACGCCUGUCCAAACGUCAGGAGGGACCCCCACUGUGAGCCCCAUGUCGUCGCCCGCCAAAAGGUUAACAUUCGGAUCCAGCAGCACGCUGAGGAUCGGCACUCAGGGCGGGCAGACCACCGUCCUCAGCUUCCCCCUGCAAGGUGUGAAUAACGAGCGCACCUUCACUCUGAUCCCGGUCCAGUCGUGUGACUCCUCCGGUCCGAUCACGGCUCAGUUCCUGCUCACCGCCUCACCGACCCGACUCGCCUCCCCGAGCCGAUUGACCGUCGCACCCACAGCAUCCGACCCACAGACAGGAAGUGGACGGCCUCGACGCACUGGAUCACUCGCUCUGUUCUUCAGGAAGGUGUAUCACCUGGCCAGCGUGCGUCUCAGGGACCUGUGUGUGAAGCUGGACAUCCUGCCUGAGCAGCGCAGAAAGAUCUGGACGUGUUUCGAGCACGCUCUGGUGCACAGCAGCGAGCUGAUGAAGGGCCGCCACCUGGACCAGCUGCUGCUCUGCAGCGUCUACAUCAUCUCCAAGAUCACCAAAGAGACUCACAGCUUCCACGACAUCAUGAAGUGUUACCGCAGCCAACCACAAGCACACAGCCACGUGUACCGCAGUGUGUUGCUGCGUCACACUAACAGAGAGCAGGUGACGGACGAGAACAUGGAGGUGGAUCCUGUUUCAGGAGGAGAAUCUGCAGAGAAAACCAAUCAGGCUCCAGGAGAGGAGAACUCUGACCAAUCAGGGGAGGAGGAGCGCGGUGACCUCAUCCAGUUCUACAACAACGUCUUCGUGCUGAAGAUGAAGAGCUUCGCGCUGAGAUACGCCUCCCACGACAACCGGGCUGACGCCCCUCCUCUCUCUCCGUUCCCGUCGGUGCGUGCUCAGCCUCUCUCGCCUCGUCGUGUUUCUCAGAGACACUCGCUCUACGUGUCUCCUCACAAGAACGCUGCAGGCUGCCUCACCCCAAACUCGUUUACCUACAGGAUCAACAGCAGCCCGUCCAAGGAGUUAUCGGACAUCAACCGGAUGAUCCGUCAGGGCUCUGUCAGCAGGAAGAGGGCGUUCACCAUGGAGGGUGACGUUAUGAUGUCAUCAGCCUGUGACUCCCCCAGCAAGAGGGCGUGUCCGGAGAAUGGCAGCAGUCCAGACGUGCUGCUGAAGCGUCUGCAGGACGUCGUGUCAGAGCGUCAGAGUCACUGACGGACGGCGUGCAGACAGGAAGUGUUUUAAUCCUUUAUUUUAGAUAUUUAUGACCUCAUCGUUCAUCCACCUGUGCACGCCACGAAGAAAUACGUCGAUUCGUUUGACUCCUAGUGUCAUCACAAAUUCUAAAUACAGACGUUGAAGCCAUAAAUAAUAUCAAAACUGAUAUUUGAGCCUCAGUAGGAUACAAAACAAUCACGCCAUUAUCUGUUAGCGUUUUAUAGUCUCUGUGCAGCUGAGUUCUGUGACAGUUUACAGCGUGUACCUGAAGAAGAGCAGAGGACACCUGAACACACCUGUACUCACCUGAUAACACCUGAACACACCCUGGACGAUACAGAGAGAUAUCAUUCACACACUUCUGCUGCUCGAUGACGGCAAGCGCAGGCUCAUUUCAGACCGUGUAUUUAGAAGUUCAAGAUUAAGGCUAAAACAUCCCACAAUGCAUCACUCUCUGUAGGAGCACAUGUGACGGUGGUACGCAUCAGAGAAAUGCGUAAAUGUCCUUUUAAUGCAAACAAAGAUCUUCUAUUGAGUCCAGAGUGACACACACUAACCUCCGUCAGUACAUUUUCAUCUAAAGACGUGUUUACGGCGUUACAGCAGAGUUCAGGUUUCCAUGACAACAGUGGAGAAACACCAGAAUCAAGAGACUCUUUGUGAAAACAUUUAAACCCUGAGAGGUUAAAGGUCACAGUCUUUAGGUCAGAUUAAGUGUAUGAAUCAUUUAGAAUUAUUGAACUCUGACCUUUUGUACACAGUUUCCAUGGCGAUGAGUGGCACACUGAUCCAUUGAACUCGUCUCCUCUCUUUGUAAGAUUUUACUGCUGCCUACUUUAACUCUUUUAUUACUUUUACUCCUUCCUUUAAUCAUUCGUCUUCGUGCACGUGAGCGUUGUGGUGAUGUAUAUAUCUGAAAUAAGAAGCUAAAUGCUAAAGCUAACAAUCCGAGGGCGUCAUUAAGGCAGUGUUUGUGUACCAGCUGUGUGUAGUAUCUACACAAGGAACCCGUCAUGUUAAUGUUCACACCAGGAUUAAAUAAAAGAACACCAGCAAACAAGACGUUUAAACAAACAACUUUUUGUAAAAAUAAAAUAAAAUCGUAGAAAAUAAAAUAUUGGAGAAUUCACGAAGCAGGGAUCGGGUUUCACUCCUCUCUGUGAUUUUGUGCUUUUCACGUACAUUUGUAUUUUCUAAGACUUUGUAAAUAAAAUGUACUCAAAGGA
This is a messenger RNA of Labrus mixtus (cuckoo wrasse), 4589 nucleotides long. RefSeq names its product retinoblastoma-like 1 (p107) (gene rbl1). The transcript has 22 exons. Gene Ontology annotation, molecular function: RNA polymerase II transcription regulatory region sequence-specific DNA binding. Bases 139 to 3360 code for a protein of 1073 amino acids. Gene Ontology annotation, cellular component: nucleus; chromatin; transcription regulator complex. NCBI's taxonomy places the organism in Eukaryota, Metazoa, Chordata, Actinopteri, Labriformes, Labridae. Gene Ontology annotation, biological process: negative regulation of G1/S transition of mitotic cell cycle; regulation of transcription by RNA polymerase II; cell differentiation. The record is from RefSeq and is a predicted model, not a curated record.